This is a messenger RNA of Elephantulus edwardii (Cape elephant shrew), 2672 nucleotides long. RefSeq names its product phosphodiesterase 6C, cGMP-specific, cone, alpha prime (gene PDE6C). The transcript has 22 exons. The record is from RefSeq and is a predicted model, not a curated record. Gene Ontology annotation, molecular function: 3',5'-cyclic-nucleotide phosphodiesterase activity; protein binding. Gene Ontology annotation, biological process: signal transduction; visual perception. The coding region runs from base 75 to 2672 and encodes 865 amino acids. Lineage: Eukaryota; Metazoa; Chordata; Mammalia; Macroscelidea; Macroscelididae.
UUCCUUUCCUGGCACUUUGCCUCAGGUACCACUCUAAGGGUCGACCAAUAAAUUCCUGCAAAGCCAAGUGCAGGAUGAGCACGAUCAGCCAAGAUGCCGUGGAGAAAUACCUCGAGGACAACCCUGGCUUUGCCAAGGACUACUUUGACCGGAAGCUGCGGGUGGAGGUGUUGGGAGAAAUGUUCCAGAACAGCCCAGGGUCGGGGACUGGGCCUGGGCCGGUCAGCGCCUCGCUGGCCGAGCUCACCCGGGUGGAGGAGGCCGCCGUGUGCUGGGAGCUGCUGUGCCUGGUGCAGGAGGAGGCGUGCGCCAUGGAGCUGGUGGCCCACCGGGCCCUGCAGAGGUUGGCGCAGCUGCUGUCCGCUGACCGCUGCAGCAUGUUCAUCUGCAGGUCCCGCAACGGCACGCCCGAGGUGGCCUCCCGUCUGCUCAACGUCACGGCCACCUCCAAAUUCGAGGAGGACCUGGUGACUCCUGACAGAGAAGUGGUGUUUCCGCUGGAAACUGGGAUUGUGGGCUGGGCGGCUCACACAAAGAAAACCUUUAAUGUUCCAGAUGUGACAAAGAACAACCAUUUUUCGGAUUCCAUGGACAAGCAAACUGGCUAUGUCACUAAGAAUCUGCUGGCAACUCCCAUCGUGAUGGGCAAGGAGGUUCUUGCUGUAAUCAUGGCUCUCAACAAAGUAAACGCAUCUGAAUUCUCUAAACAGGAUGAAGAGGUCUUCGCCAAAUACCUAAAUAUUGUCGCUAUGGUCCUAAAACAUCAUCAUAUCAACUACCUGUACAGUGUUGAAUCUCGAAGAAGCCAGAUCCUUAUGUGGUCAGCCAACAAAGUCUUUGAAGAGCUCACUGACGUUGAGCGACAGUUUCACAAAGCCCUCUACACAGUUAGAACGUACCUCAACUGUGAGCGGUACUCCAUCGGACUGCUGGACAUGACCAAAGAGAAGGAAUUCUAUGAUGAAUGGCCAAUCAAACUUGGAGAAGCUGAGCCUUAUAAAGGGCCAAAGACACCAGAUGGCAGAGAAAUAAACUUUUAUAAAGUCAUUGACUACAUUUUACAUGGAAAAGAAGAGAUCAAAGUGAUCCCGACACCCCCUGCGGACCACUGGACUUUCGUUAGUGGGUUGCCUACGUAUGUUGCUGAAAAUGGAUUUAUCUGUAACAUGAUGAAUGCUCCCGAGGAUGAAUACUUCACAUUUCAGAAAGGACCUGUGGAUGAAACUGGUUGGGUCAUUAAAAAUGUCCUGUCCUUACCUAUUGUCAACAAGAAAGAAGAUAUUGUGGGAGUGGCUACAUUUUACAACAGGAAGGAUGGAAAACCUUUUGACGAAUAUGAUGAACACAUUACAGAGACUCUCACACAAUUUCUUGGAUGGUCUCUUUUAAAUACUGACACCUAUGAGAAGAUGAAUAAACUAGAAAACAGAAAAGACAUUGCUCAGGAAAUGCUCAUGAACCAUACCAAGGCCACUCCUGAGGAACUGGAGUCCAUACUGAAACUUAAAGAGAAAUUAAAUAUAGAUGUAAUUGAAGACUGUGAUGAGAAACAACUUGUCACACUUUUGAAAGAGAAUUUACCAGACCCAAUGACAGCAGAGCUGUACGAAUUCCGCUUCAGUGACCUUCCGGUUACAGAGCACGAGUUGAUAAAAUGUGGACUACGCCUUUUCUUUGAAAUAAAUGUGGUAGAGAAAUUCAAAGUGCCUGUAGAGGUUCUUACCCGAUGGAUGUACACGGUGAGUAAAGGUUACCGCUCUGUGACUUACCACAACUGGCGGCACGGAUUCAACGUGGGCCAGACCAUGUUCACUUUGCUGAUGACAGGAAGACUGAAGAAAUACUAUACGGAUCUAGAAGCCUUUGCCAUGCUCGCUGCUGCUUUCUGCCAUGACAUUGACCACAGAGGCACCAAUAACCUGUUUCAGAUGAAAUCUGCAUCUCCACUGGCAAGGCUCCAUGGCUCUUCCAUUCUGGAGAGGCACCACCUGGAGUACAGUAAGACCCUGCUACAGGAUGAGACUUUAAACAUCUUCCAGAACCUAAAUAAACGCCAGUUUGAAACAGUCAUUCAUUUGUUUGAAGUUGCAAUAAUAGCAACUGACCUGGCUUUAUAUUUCAAGAAGAGAACGAUGUUUCAAAAAAUUGUUGAUGCCUGUGAGAAGAUGGAAACUGAAGAGGAGGCCAUCAAAUAUAUAACCAUUGAUCCAACAAAAAAAGAAGUUAUCAUGGCAAUGAUGAUGACUGCCUGUGACUUAUCCGCUAUAACCAAGCCCUGGGAGGUACAAAGCCAGGUAGCUCUUCUGGUUGCCAAUGAAUUCUGGGAACAAGGAGACCUGGAGAGAACAGUGCUACAGCAACAACCGAUCCCAAUGAUGGACAGAAACAAAAAAGAUGAACUACCUAAACUUCAAGUUGGAUUUAUUGAUUUUGUUUGCACUUUUGUAUAUAAGGAGUUCUCACGGUUUCAUAAAGAAAUCACACCCAUGCUGAACGGUCUUCAGAACAACAGAGUGGAAUGGAAAUCUCUAGCUGAUGAGUAUGAAGAAAAGAUGAAGGUAAUUGAAGAGGAGGCCAAAAAGCAGGAAGAGGAAAACCCAGUAGAAAAAGCUGCUGAAGAGCCAAAGGAUUGUGUUGAUGACAAAAAGUCCAAAACCUGUCUAAUGUUGUAA